Messenger RNA from Colossoma macropomum (tambaqui), 4104 nucleotides. RefSeq names its product late endosomal/lysosomal adaptor, MAPK and MTOR activator 1 (gene lamtor1). The record is from RefSeq and is a predicted model, not a curated record. Gene Ontology annotation, molecular function: molecular adaptor activity; guanyl-nucleotide exchange factor activity. Gene Ontology annotation, cellular component: Ragulator complex; lysosome; late endosome membrane. Bases 160 to 642 code for a protein of 160 amino acids. The transcript is spliced from 5 exons. Lineage: Eukaryota; Metazoa; Chordata; Actinopteri; Characiformes; Serrasalmidae. Gene Ontology annotation, biological process: cellular response to amino acid stimulus; lysosome organization; cholesterol homeostasis.
GGAAGUAGUCCGGGUCCGAGAGCGGUGUCAUGUGACAGUGUUUCCGCCUCAGAGCAGAAAAGAGGAGAGAAAAUCUGAACUUUCCGCUGUUUUUCUCCCGAAAACGGCCCAGUCCGCUUUUUACGGCCCUACAGGAGGAGCUGGAGACAGACUGAGCCCAUGGGGUGCUGUUACAGCAGCGAGACGGAGGCCACCGAGCAGGAUCGAUCAGAGCGUAAGCCGCUGAUUCCACAUCCAAACCCAGACAGUAAACCCCCCAAUGGGACGGAGCGAAGCCCACCAGGACUGUCGUCCACACGCACUGAUGAACAGGCCCUGCUCACCUCCAUCCUCAACAAGACCGCAAUGAGCAUUAUUGAUGUAUCAGCUGCAGACUCCCAGGGCAUGGAGCAGCAUGAAUACAUGGACAAAGCCCGACAGUACAGCACUAAGCUGGCCGUGUUGAGCAGUACUCUGUGUCAGAAGAAGCCGGCUCCUCUGCCCUCUCUCACCAGCCAGCCUCACCAAGUGCUCGCCAGUGACCUGGUGCCAUACUCAGACGUCCAGCAGGUGUCUAAGAUAGCAGCGUAUGCAUAUAGUGCCAUCUCCCAAAUAAAGGUGGACGCCAAAGAGGAGCUUGUGGUGCAGUUUGCUAUUCCAUGAUAGGUCUUCAUCUCAACCCCUCAGCCCCGCCCCGCCCCCACAUGUCUCUCUUUCUCUCCCUUCCUCUUUUCUUCCCUUUGUGCUCGUUCUUCAGCUAACUUAGCCAGCGGGGGAUGAGCCCGCCCCUCUGCUGUCCCUUGUCCAAUCAGACGCACAGUUUCUCCCGAGGCUCCUGCGGGACAUCCUGCUUCGUGCGUGUGCUCCAAUAGUGAGUUCACCCUCGUUCGGACUGGUGACGAAUGCAUGCUGAGCAGCUCUUCAGGCCUCUUUACACUUUCUCAACAGGAUCUUAAUAAACUCGCCGCGCUCGGUUCCGCCUGUGAUGGUUCCGCCUGCGAUGGUCCUUCUGUAGCGGUGUGUUCAGGUUUGCAGCCAGACUGAUCAAAUCUAGACUCUAAAUCUGAUCACCUUUAUAGUUUCCACACGAUUCGCCCUCUUAAGGUUCCGCCCACUGACGCACAGCUACUGCCGUGAGGUUGGACAAGCUUUAGAGAGAAAAUCCCAUCCGGCCCAAUGAGAAACUGUAGCUCAGCUUUUGUUAAUUAAACGUUGUUUUGCUUUGUUUUGUUUAGGUUGGAUGACCGGUCUGGUUUAAAAUCAUACAAUGCCGAGCUGGACUUCGUUGUUGUAGAUAAUCAAGCCUAGAAACAACAAACAUCAGCGCAAUUAAAAAAUAAAAGUUCCAGGUCUGUCCUAUCAGAGCAACCUUUUAUAUGCAUACAAAAUAAACGUCAUUAGAAAUUAAAGGGCCCAUAUCCUACAUUUCUCUUGGUUUUUUUUAUUUUACCCCCUGAACUUCACUUACUACAUAAACAGUCAUAUGCAGUGAACACCAAAAACAGUCAUAAUUCAUUUCUGAACAAUCAUUUUCUUCAUCCAAUAUAAUUAAACAGGCUGUUUCUGUUCCUGUGCCUUUAAGACUGAUUAUAUGCAAAUGGGCUCUUCUGAUUGGCUUCCCUGUAUCAUAUUUAAAAAGUAGUCCAGGCUAUAACAUCAGAGUGAAUGGGCGAGGCUAAACUGCUGCAGGCUGAAUAGAUGGCUAUACGUAACUGUGACAUCACAGAAACAGUGAAUUCCAGACAGGCUGUUUCAUACAUUGACUGUGUGGAUUGGCGUUAAUGCGUUUGUGGGCGGAGCCUGAAGGGGGUGUUCAGUUUUUAAAUUCUAAGCUGCUGUGUGGGUUUGCUUAUGAAAGUGAAGUAUUGAUUACUGCAUGUUUAAAUGCUCUAAUAAUUAAUAAAGGUUCUGCAGUUAGGUUUGUACGUUUAAGUCCUGUUUAAAGGCAGUUGUAACACUAAACGGGAGUUAUUAGCGCUCGUUCUGUUCAGAAGUGCUUUCUAAAUUUUGCUUGUUUACGUUUACGGAAAACACAUUAGCACAGGUUUAUCCUCAGACAUUCACACAGGUUUAUGUUUAUUCUCACUUGUAGGACCUUUGAUGGUGAGACUGUCCCUGUCAUAAUGUUAAUGUACUGAGAUUUUAUUUUGAGUCAUUUUGCAGCGUUUCUGUUGGUCCAUUCAUCAUUAAAUGUUCACAGCUGCAUCAAACAGUGUGGACAAAUAAAAAUGACAAAAUAAAAGAUUUUUAUUAUUAUUGUUUUUAAUUAUUAUGAGUUUAUGAUAUGGAUGCGAUUAUAUGCAGCCUGGCUGUGGAACAUUCUAGAUUUGUCCAGUCUGGCUGGAGAUGCAGAAAUGAUGGGCAGCCUAUAUUAGAACAUUGGCUCCUCCCUCUGUCCACUAAUCCCAUUGUUGUCAUAAUAAUGAAAGCUGAGGUGAGGUGGGGUGGGGUGGGGUUGGGUGGGGUCUAAAUCAUGAAUAUUCAUUAGCUGUGUGUUAAAACUGUUGAAGGAAGCUGGGUCGGGGAUUCUGCUUCUAUCUGCCAUGAAUUUGGGAGGUUUUUGUUCAUAAAGAACCUUCAGAAGGAACUCUGCCAACAUUCUGGAUGAACAGAAGAUGCUAGAAGUUCAGCAGCGUACCUGAGUGUGGAGUUCUGUUUGAUGGCCUGUAGAGGAUUGUGGGUUGUGUACAGAUGAAUUUAGGGGAUUGUUGGGGGUGGGGGGGGGGUGUUUGGGCUGUGAUUAUACAUUAUAUAUUUUGUGUUGAUGCCUUUAAAACGCAGAGCGCGUCUCUAGAAAGACUAAAGCAGCAUCUGAGCUUCAGAAUCAGGAGCGUUUUAUUUUCCACAGUGGGGGCGGGGGGCCGGGGGGGUUGGGUUUUGACAGGAGAACAGUUCCAUCAUUUAAGCCCAAAGUGGACAGGCCUGUCUUAAAGGGGAAGUCCACCAAAUUUUCAAAAUUGAAAAUUAAUAAUGCAUAAUGUAGAGUUUACGAUGUAAACAGAGUGGUUUGGUGUGAAAUGGUUCAGAUGUCUUUACAGUGGUGGUGAUAGGAACCAGGGGUCGCCACGAGUACAACACAAAUAUAGACAUUUUAUUUACUGUCCAGAACCACCAGUGAACCUACACAAGUCUUCUGAGUUUAUGUGGAAUGUUGAUGAUGGAAAAUAGUGGAAAAUCUGAAAUAAUACGUUUUCUUUGGGGACUAUUUUGCCUCACAGCGCCCUGCAUGUAUCCCUCCACCAUGAAUGGAGUUUAAGUUCUCUAAACUAUCAUAAAACAGUGUCUCAGUCAUCAGGCAGUGAAUUCAUAACCAUUCAUGCAGUAAUUUCUGUGAGGGAGCUUUUAGAGGUGGACAUUUGGUUCCACUGUGAACAAUGCUGACUCGGUAAGUUUCUCUAGAGUGCAGAACCUCUCUGAAUGACUCUGUUUACAUCUUAACCACAUAAUUAUCUGGGAAUUUUGGGAAAUCAGUGGGAUUAUCUCGCUAAUCGAUCAAUCGUGUUUUGUGAAAUGAGCCCCUCAGCAGCACUUUUAGCCCACCAGUCCAUCUUUUAAACAAGAGAACACAAAAUAAGAGAUAAAGGCAUUCGUACUAAAAUCAGAACUAACAAUACAUUUUAUACACAGUUAUUAGUGAUUUAAUAUGUGCAUAUUAUAAUAAUAUUUAUAAUAAUAAUAAUAUAUAUAAUACUAAACAGGAAUUCAGCAUUGAGGAUGUUCUCUGUGACUGCUGUACUUUCUAUACAUAAUCUGAAAUAAUCAGCAGCAAAAUGUUUGUAAUUAUUUAUUUUUCUUUUAAUGUAUGUAUGUAGGCUCACGUCCGUGUAGUCAUGGUGCAUCAGCGCGCACUUUCACUGGCUUACGAAAGGGAUUAAAUACGCUGCAAACAUUUUUGUCUUUGUUUUAUUAUAAUAAUUAUUAUUAUUUUGUUGGCUUUUUUUUGCAGUGUGCUACUAGUGUUGUUCUGUUUUUCUUGUUUGUUACCUAAACGUGUACUACUACCUGAAUUACAGUGAAUUACGAUGUUCAUUUCUUAGGCUAGAACCAAAAAGUUUGAUUCAAAUAUUCUGUUAAUACUUUUUUUCCUUUGAAUGAAAUGAUGCAUUAAAGACUUUGGAAACUGUA